GCGCAGGCAGCUCCAGCUCCCACUUUGUUCACUGCAGAGCCUCUGCACGGCGUGUUCACGUGUCUUCGUGGGACCCGAUCUCUCGUGAAAAUGCCUGUAACCCGCUCCAAGAAAGUUGCAGUCCAGCCUUCUGCCACCAGGAUGAGUCUAAGGGGCUUCCGUAGUGUCCCUCUGGUUCCAAUGGAGACCUCCUCCUCUUCCUCAGACGACAGCUGCGACAGCUUUGGCUCUGAUGGAGGCUUCGCCAAUACGAGAAGCCGCCUGAGACCGACGAGGAGGACUGCGGAGAAGCCCAAGAUGCCUGGAGUCUCCUCAGAGGAGGACACCUGCAGUGGUUUUGAGGAGAACGUGAUCAGCAGGCAGAUGCAGAAAAUAAGUGUAAAACCUUCAGGAAGAGGCCGAAGAUCAAACGUCCUGAAGGUUGCCUUGACUUUUCCUGCGAAGAGGUCGGACAGGAAGAGGCCCGCAUCUGAACCUUUGCCUCAGGCUGGGGAGCAGGAAUCGGACUCCGAGGGAGAAGAGGAGAACUUCAUGAACAAGAGAGCUCUGAAUAUCAAGGAGAACAAGGAAAUGCUGGCAAAACUCAUGGCAGAGCUAAAAAAGGUGCCUGGAAUUUUUUCUGAUGGACGACUGGGACUUUCAGCAUCAACAACGCCCAGACGUGCACCUCGAACGCCUUCAGGAACUCCAAGAGCUUUUAGGAGAAAUCCAGAGCGCACAUCCCGCCCCCACACACGCUCCCGCUCUCUGGUGGACGGACCCCCCACCCCGCCUCCGGAGGAAGAGUCUGAAGACAAGUACAGCCUGAUCCGCAAAAGUCGCUACUACGAGGAAGUGGACGAGCCUCCUCGCCGGCGGUCCUACAACGGCACCAAGGCCAUCCCUCAUGUGGUGCGGCCCGUCGAGGAAAUCAGCGAGGUGGAACUGCAGAACAUCUGCCACAACGUGCGGGAGAAGGUCUACAACAGCUCCACUGGAUCCACUUGUCACCAGUGUCGACAGAAGACCACCGACACCAAAACAAACUGCCGUAACCCGGAGUGUGUCGGUGUGAGGGGGCAGUUCUGUGGCCCGUGUCUUCGGAACCGCUAUGGAGAGGAAGUCCGGGAUGCUCUGCUGAAUCCUGACUGGCAGUGCCCCCCCUGCAGAGGCAUCUGUAACUGCAGCUUCUGUCGUGCACGGGAGGGCCGCUGCGCCACAGGAGUGCUGGUUUACCUGGCUAAAUACCACGGUUACGACAAUGUGCACGCCUACUUGAAAAGCUUGAAAAGAGAACUGGAAAUGGAAAGCAGUGAGUGAAACCCAGACGGGCCGCUGAAGAACCUGAACCUGAACCGCCGUCACACAAAAAAAGCUUUUUGUUUAAAGACAACUGACAUUUUAAGGAAGCCGUCUGGCAUUUUUCCUCUUCAACUUGUGUUUUAUGAUCCUAUUGAUCGUUCCAUUUUUUGGCCUAAAUCUCACAUUACAGCUGAGAAGUUGAGAUGAAAAAGCAUACCGACUUAAAAAAUGUCUGAUCUGCUCUGCGAUCUGAGUUUUACCUAAAAAAGUUCUUAUUAUUCCAAGAUGCUUGUAAAUAUCCCUUCAUAUUAUUUCUGCAGCUUCAGGCAUUUUUAGGAAAGCCUUUGUUUACAUUGUUUUAAAUGUAAUGACUCCAAUCAUCCUCCAGAGGACACGUUUUGAGAUUAUCUUUACUUACAAACCAUACAAAUUGAUUUUCAUCCAUCCUUUUUUUUCUUAAACCCGCUUUAUCGCUUUUGGGGUCACAGGGUCACCGGAGCCUUACCUGGCUACUGUUUGGCGAAGGUGGACAGGUCGCCAGCCUGUCGCAGGGUCACACACACCCACGCACUGUCAGACCUAGGGACAAUUUGAAAGUCACCAAUCAAGCCUUAUACAUUUAGGAUGAUGGGAGGAAGCCUGAGGGCCCGGAGAAAAGCCACAUAGCUGGGAUUUGAACUAGGCUUUCUUGCUGUAAGAGGCGAGAGUGCAACCAUGCAGCCCUGAAGUUGAUUUUCCUCAAAAAAAAAAAAAAAAGAAUCUGGUGAUAGAGCAGUAAUCUGACUACUGUAAUAUGGUAAUAUGGGGGGGUGUUUGAAAAGGGCACAAAGUGAGGGCCACCGAUUCCCUCCACUAAAUCCAGAGCUGUGAUAUACUACAGCGCCUGCUUAAAUAUCCUUCAUUAGAUAACUGUCACUAAUGGUGUGGAAACAAUUAGCAGACUUUAAUGGGAAUCUCAUACCUGUAAAUCAUUUGAUCCCGUUUUAAGCACGUUCUCGCUCUGCUCCAGUCUCUCCGGCUCAUUUUCCGCCGUUCUCUGGUUGAAGGUGCUAUCAGAGUGCAGGUAGAGUUAUGGCCCACGGAGAAAUCGGCUCCUCCAUUCCAGCCGACGGGGCAGUGACCUUUGAGAUGUUCUUGCUUCGACCUGAUCUUGAUCAAACGGUUUUGUUUAUAAUUCUGUAAAAUAUUUCAGAUGAAGUUUUGAGUCUGCUGUUGACAUUUUUGCAUUAAAGAGUUCAAAAGUGCAGGAUAGA
Messenger RNA from Oryzias latipes (Japanese medaka), 2534 nucleotides. It is a transcript of the gene cdca7a, whose product is annotated as cell division cycle associated 7a. Gene Ontology annotation, biological process: regulation of DNA-templated transcription. Gene Ontology annotation, cellular component: nucleus. NCBI's taxonomy places the organism in Eukaryota, Metazoa, Chordata, Actinopteri, Beloniformes, Adrianichthyidae. The record is from RefSeq and is a predicted model, not a curated record.